AUGACCAAAUCGUUCAACGUCGGCGUUGUCGGCUACGGCUUCAGUGCCAAAGUCUUCCAUAUCCCCUUCAUCCAGCAGGUGUCUGACCUGAAGCUGUAUGCCGUCGUCCAGCGCACGCCCAGACCAGAUGACGAUCCCGAGAAGGAUCAUCCGGGAAUCAAGGUCUACCGCAGUGCCGAGGAGAUGGUGCGUGAUCCGGCCGUGGACGUGGUGAUCAUCACCACCGCGCCGGACUCGCAUUUUUACCUGGUAAAGCUCGCUUUGGAGGCGAAGAAGAAUGUUGUCUGUGAGAAACCCUUCGUUCCUACCGAAGCGGAAGCAAACGAGCUCGUCGCCCUGGCUCAGGCCCAGAACAAACUGCUGGCCGUUUACCAGAACCGCCGUUUCGACGCCGACUUCGUCACCGUCUCGAAGCUUGUCACGAGCGGCGCCCUGGGCCGUGUCGUCGAGUACGAAACCCAUUUCGACCGUCACAGACCCGCCGUGCCGACAGGAACCUCAUGGAAGACACAGGUGAUGCCCGGCGGGGGUGCUAUCUACGACCUUGGCUCGCAUGUGCUCGACCAGGCGGUUCACCUGUUCGGCGCCCCCGACCGGGUGACCGGGUUCAUCGGAACGCAGCGACAGGGAGACACGGGCGGAUACGAGGACUCGUUCACCGUCCUGCUGCAUUACACCUCGGGCCUGUUGGUGACGGCCAAAGCGGCCGUUGUCAGCCCGGAAGAGGAACAGCUGCGUUUCUGGGUGCGUGGCGAGGACGGGAGCUACAAAAAGUUCCACCUUGAUAUCCAGGAAGAACAGCUCAAGGCCGGCAUGAAAGCCACAGAUCACGGAUUCGGCAGCGAGCCUAGCGACAGAUACGGUAUUAUAGGCGUCCUCACCACCAUCAAAGACGGAACCCCUGUCAAGGAACGGUUUCCCACCGUCGAACCUCCCACCUGGACAGAAUAUUACCGCAAGCUUGCCCGUGCUCUCGCCGGCCAUGGAGACCUGCCGGCCAGCGGCGCCGAGGCCAGCCGUGUCAUUCGUGUGAUUGAGCUGGCCCAGCAGAGCUCCAAGGAGGGCAAGACCCUGGCUUUUUAG
Messenger RNA from Penicilliopsis zonata CBS 506.65, 1083 nucleotides. RefSeq lists its product as hypothetical. The transcript has 5 exons. Gene Ontology annotation, molecular function: nucleotide binding. Lineage: Eukaryota; Fungi; Ascomycota; Eurotiomycetes; Eurotiales; Aspergillaceae. The record is from RefSeq and is a predicted model, not a curated record. Bases 1 to 1083 code for a protein of 360 amino acids.